This is a messenger RNA of Saprolegnia parasitica CBS 223.65, 593 nucleotides long. RefSeq lists its product as hypothetical. The transcript is spliced from 2 exons. NCBI's taxonomy places the organism in Eukaryota, Oomycota, Saprolegniomycetes, Saprolegniales, Saprolegniaceae. The record is from RefSeq and is a predicted model, not a curated record. Gene Ontology annotation, molecular function: aldehyde dehydrogenase (NAD+) activity. The annotation marks the transcript as partial.
GCCAAUGCUGCAUUGCGGGCAGCCGCGUCUUUGUCCACGAAGACAUUUACGAUGACUUCCUCGCCAAGUCGGCGGCCGCGGCGGCCAAGAACGUCGUCGGUGACCCGUUCUGCGCCAAGACAACCCAAGGACCGCAGGUCAACGAAGAGCAGUUCCGCAAGAUCCUCGCGUACAUUGAGACGGGCAAGCGCGAGGGCGCGCGGCUCCUCACGGGCGGCAAGCGCCACGGCAAGAAGGGCUGGUUCAUCGAGCCAACGGUCUUCGCAGACGUCGAGGACCACAUGACGAUCGCGAAGGAAGAGAUCUUUGGGCCUGUCAUGUGCAUCCUCAAGUUUAAGGACGUCGACGAUGUGAUUGCGCGCGCCAAUGCGUCCGAGUACGGCCUCGGCGCUGGCGUCGUCACCAAGGACAUUGGCAACGUCAUGAAGCUCACGAAUGGUCUCCGCGCUGGCACGGUGUACGUCAACUGCUACGACGUCUUUGAUGCAGCGGCGCCGUUUGGCGGCUUCAAGAACUCGGGUCUGGGCCGCGAGCUCGGCGAGGCGGGUCUCCGCCCGUACGUUGAAAACAAGACGGUCAUCAUCAAGCAGUAA